AUGGCUGUCCGCAGAUUUAUAGAUGCUGAGAUGGUCGUAGCAACGCUGCAGGAAGAAGCAGAUGAGGAAGAUGAGGAGGCAAUUUUUCCUAAUUCAGAGUCUGAGGUUUCUGAUGAUGCCACAGGGUCAAGUUGAAUGUGUGUCUGGGAAUUCAUCUCUUCUACAUGAAGAAGACUCCUUUGAUAAUACGAGAGGAAAACUCAGACCCAGUCCAGCAGACUGAGUAAAAAGGGAUUUUACUGGGAUGAGAAUCCCCCCACUCAUGGUGGAACCAGCAGCCAUAACAUUCUCAGGAGCUGCCCAGGACCUACACCUGGAGCAACAGCUGUUUCACCAAAAGAUGCCUGGUAAAUGUUCAUGAGUGACAACAUCAUUGAGGAGGUUCUAAAAUGCACCAACUUGGAGGGAUGACAAACAGCAAAAGGGAAAGAGUGGAGGGGGGGAGAAGAGCUGGGAUGUGGCCUUACGGGAGCUGUUUCUGGAUCCCCUGCAGAAUCCACUUUACAAAGCCACCAUGGGGCUGAGGAGAUAUGAAGAUAUCCGCCGCGCCAUACACUUUGACGACAAGAGGACCAGGGCUCUGCGACUGGACACAGACCGCAUGGCAGCAUUUAGAUAUGUGUGGGACUGUUUCCUGGCAAACUGCAGAAAAUGGUUCACCCCCAGUGACUGUGUCACCAUAGAGGAGCAGCUUGUACCUUUCUGAGGCAGGUGCAAGUUCCAGCAAUAUAUGCCAAGCAAGCCUGCAAAAUAUGGGAUUUAAAUUUUCUGGAUGUGCAAUGCUAGGGUACCUUACGCAAUAGAUGGAACUGUCUAUACAGGAAGACAGCCAGGACAGGAAGUUCAGAGGAACUUGGGAGAGAACGUUGUCCAACAAUUGUGCAGCGGAAUCAGACACACAGGUGAAUAUACAGUACAAUAAAGAAAUUAAUGUAUAAGUUUGAGCACAAUACCUACAUAAUUUUCGCUAUUUCAUGUGGAUUUUAUUUUUUUUACUUGAUUUCUCUCUAAGACAAAUAGUAGAAUAGAAUAAAAUGCAAUGCAGUUCAACAGAUUUAUGUGUUAGAAUUUAGAAUUCGAUUUCAAUAUAUACAGUCUUUUCCCCUCUCAUAGGUGGCAACAUCACAAUGGACAACUUCUUCACCAGUGUCCCUCUUGCUGAGAAGCUCCUUGAGAAGAAUCUGACCAUUGUUGGGACUCUUCUCCAGAUUAAGCCGGACAUACCACCUAUCAUGAAGCCAUCCAAAUCACAGGGAGAUUUAUAG
Xyrichtys novacula (pearly razorfish) is the source of this 1265-nucleotide messenger RNA. The record is from the annotation of a GenBank genome assembly. NCBI's taxonomy places the organism in Eukaryota, Metazoa, Chordata, Actinopteri, Labriformes, Labridae.